AUGCUGCUUCCAGCCCUGCUCUGUUUCUGGGCAAUUUGGGCCUGGGCUGAUGGGCGGUGGUGCCAUCGGACAGAGACUGUCCAGGCAGAGGAGGUGGUGACCCCUCGGCAGGAAGAGCUGGUGCCCUGCAGCAGCCUCUACCAUUAUGUUCAUCGGGGCUGGCAGCUCGACCUGGCCAGAAGCCGGCGCUCAAGCUCCCCAACUCCUACUCUCUGCCCAGUCUACAAGCCCCCUGAUAUACGGCUGGUAGCCUGGAACCGGACUGUGAGAGCCUGUUGCCCAGGCUGGAGAGGUCCCCAUUGCACUCUAGCCACAAUUUCUUCUGCAGGUACUGGCACCAAGGACCACUGUUUUGCCACAUGGCAAUGCCAAGUAGGACCAGAUUUGCUGAAUGCCUCAGCAGGCAGCUUAGAAGAGUGUUGUGCCCAGCCCUGGGGGCGCAGCUGGUGGAAUGAUAGUUCUGAACUUUGUCUCCCUUGUUCUUCCUGGCCUAUAACAGGUGGAUCAUUUUCUCCAGGCAAUCAUCUAUCCCCAGCCCUCUUACAGCCGUCUCCUGGCGUAGUGGGCCAUCUCCGGAGCCAGCGAGGGGGCCUCUCAGCCACCUGUACCACUUGGUCAGGCUUCCACUACCGGACCUUUGAUGGACAUCACUACCACUUCCUGGGCCGAUGUACCUACCUGCUGGCGGGAGAUGCCGAUGCCACCUGGGCUGUCUACCUCCUUCCUGGCGAGCACUGCCCUCGGCCUGAUCGCUGCCGGCCGAUGGUUCACGUUCUGAUGGGCCAGGAUGAGGUGCUGUUCCAAGGCUCUAAAAUCUCAGUGAAUGGAGUGCCAGUGCUAGAGGGGGAGCCCCUACUACAGCAUGGGCUGAGCCUACAGUGGCCAGGAGACUGGUUGGUGCUGUCUGGUGGUCUGGGUGUGGUGGUGAGGAUGGACAGGGCUGGUUCUAUCUCACUCACUGUUGACCAUGAACUCCAGGGGCAGACUCGAGGACUCUGUGGCCUCUAUAAUGGCCGGCCUGAGGAUGAUUUUCUGGAGCCUGAUGGGGGGCAGGCUGUAUUAGCUGCCACGUUUGGCAAUUCCUGGAAGUCCCCUGACUCACAGCCUGGGUGCCUAGAUGCAAUGGAGGUGGCUCCAGGCUGCAAGGGUUCUACCGGAGAUCAGGGGGCCGGCAUAGGUGCAGGGGUGCUGCAGGCUGAAGCUCAAGACAUUUGUCACCAGCUGCUGGAUGGUGUCUUCAGAGAAUGUCAUGCCCAGAUCCCUCCCAGUGGCUUCCACGAAGCUUGCCUCUUUGCCUACUGCUCGGCUAGUGGUGGACAGGCGGAGAGGCAAGAGGCGGUGUGUGCUACAUUCGCCAGCUAUGCCCGUGACUGUGCCCAGCACGGUACCUUCAUCUCUUGGCGGAGACCCGGCUUCUGUGAGCGCCUCUGCCCAGGAGCACAGCUCUACUCAGAUUGCGUGUCAUCCUGCCCACCUAGCUGUGGGGCAGUGGGUGAAGAUGAGGAGGGGCAGUGUCGAGAAGAGUGUGUGAGUGGCUGUGAAUGCCCAUCAGGACUUUACAGGGACAAGGACCUCUGCGUCCCUGCCACUCAGUGCCCUUGCUACCACCACCGCCAACGCUAUUCCCCGGGGCACACGGUAUACCAGCUGUGCAAUCCAUGUGUGUGCCUGGAAGGCCGUUGGCACUGUUCCCAGAAGCCAUGCCCAGCCGAAUGUGCAGUGGGUGGGGAUGGGCACUACGUCACCUUCGAUGGGCGAAGUUUCUUCUUCCAGGGUGUUGGGGGCUGCCGGUACAACCUGGUACAGGAUUAUUUGAAGGGGCAACUGCUGAUAGAAUUGGAGCAUGGAGCCUGCGAGACUGGCAGCUGCCUCCGUGCCAUCUCUGUCACCCUGGGUGAAGCCUAUGUGCAGCUCCGGGACUCAGGGGCAGUGCUGGUAGGCAGGCAAGAGGUGGCAUUGCCUUGGGCUGAGCCUGGGGGCCUCAGUGUCCAUCAUGCCUCCUCCACCUUCCUCCUGCUUCAUGGACCCGGGGUCUGGCUCCUCUGGGGUGUGCUUGAACCUGCUGCCUACAUUACCUUGGAACCCCUCUAUGCCCACCGGGUGAGGGGGAUGUGUGGAACCUUCACUUGGAACCAGCAGGAUGACUUCCUGACACCUGCUGGAGAUGUGGAAUCCAGCGUAGCUGCCUUUGCCAGCAAGUUCCAGCUGAGUGGGGAGAGUGCCUGCCGUUUGAGGGAUACUCUGAUCCCACUUAAUCCCUGCAGCACCCAUGCCCAGCGCCGUCCCUAUGCAGAAGCUGCCUGUGCCACUCUCCAAGGCCCAGCCUUCCAGCAAUGCCACGGGCUCGUGGAACAAGAGCCUUACCAGCUACGGUGCCUGUCAGCGGUGUGCGGCUGUGCCCUGGGUCAUGAUUGCCUGUGUCCUGUGCUAGCUGCCUAUGCCCGCCAUUGUGCCCGGGAGGGUGUGCUCAGCCCUUGGAGGAACCAGACUCUGUGCCCUGUCAUGUGUCCAGCUGGCCAAGAAUACCAGGAAUGUGCCCCAGUGUGUGAUCGGAGAUGUGGAGAACUGGAGGCCUGUGGGGAAUCAGUGGGCUGCGUGGCUGGUUGUAACUGUCCCUCUGGCCUGCUGUGGGAUCAUGAGAGCCAGUGUGUGCCCCCUAGCCUGUGUCCCUGCCGGCUGGGAACCCGGCACCAUCCUCCAGGCAGCAUUACUUUGCAGGGAUGCAAUCGCUGUGUGUGCCAGGACAGAGGCAUCUGGAACUGCACAGCUCACCAUUGUGCUCCAGAAAUAGCAUUCUGCCCUGGAGGACGAAUAUAUUCCCCCGGCUCCUGCCUCCUCACCUGUGAUAGUCCCAGGGCCAACAUCUCCUGUCCUAGGGAUACUUCGGAUGGCUGUAUUUGCCCUCCAGGCACUGUGCUGCUGGAUGAACACUGUGUUCCCCCUGAACUGUGCCCCUGCAGACACAGUGGGCAGCUGUACCCACCCAACUCAACGAUCCAAGAGGACUGCAAUACUUGUGUGUGCCAGGGCCGUCAGUGGCGAUGCACAGGUCACCCGUGCAGUGGACGGUGCCAUGCUUCGGGUGCCCCUCACUAUGUGACGUUUGAUGGUUUGGCAUUCACCUUCCCUGGGACCUGCGAGUACCUGCUGGUUCGAGGGGUGGAUGGGAGUUUUGCUGUCUCUGCCCAGAACCUGCCCUGUGGGACCAGUGGCCUCACCUGCACCAAGGCCCUGACCAUUCGGCUGGGGAAGACCAUCGUGCAAAUGCUCAGAGGUCAGGCAGUAACGGUGAAUGGAGCCAGUGUGCGGCCUCCCAAGAUCUAUACAGGACCUGGACUGAGCCUGAGACAAGCGGGCCUCUCCUUGCUGCUCACUGCUCGCCUUGGCUUUUCCUUGCUCUGGGAUGGAGGCACUCGGGUUCUGGUACAGCUGGCUCCCCGGUUCCGGGGCCGAGUGGCCGGGCUGUGUGGGGACUUUGACGGCGAUGCCGCCAACGAUCUUCGGAGUCGUCAAGGGGUCCUGGAGCCCACGGCCGAGCUGGCGGCCCACUCGUGGCGCCUCAGCCUCCUCUGCCCAGAGCCGAGCCUGGGAGACCCGCCUCACCCCUGCGCAGUGAAUGCCCACAGGGUGGGCUGGGCCCGGGCCCGCUGCGGGGUGCUGCUCCAGCCGCUCUUUGCCCCUUGCCACGUGGAGGUGCCCCCCCAGCAGCAUUACGAGUGGUGUGUGUAUGAUGCCUGCGGCUGCGACUCAGGAGGCGACUGCGAGUGUCUUUGUUCGGCCAUCGCUACGUACGCCGAGGAAUGUGCCCGCCACGGGCAUCGCCUGCGCUGGCGAAGCCAGGACCUCUGCCCUGUGCAGUGUGAAGGGGGUCAGGUCUAUGAAGCCUGCGGUCCCGUCUGCCCCCCCACCUGCCAACACCCCGGUCCUGAGUCUGCGUGGCACUGCCAGGCUGUGCCCUGCGUGGAGGGAUGCUUCUGUCCCGAGGGCACCCUGUUGCACGGGGGUCUCUGUUUGGAGCCAGCCGCCUGCCCCUGCGCGUGGAGAGGCACCUUCUUCCCGCGGGGAGCCAUGCUGCAGAGGGACUGUGGGAACUGCACAUGCCGAGCUGGAGAGUGGAACUGUGGGGAAGCGGGCGCCCUGUGUGAGGAGAGGGUUCUCGAGUGUGCCGAGGGUGCAGUCCCAUGCCAAGAGAGCGGGUACUGUGUGCCCCGGGAGUGGCUUUGCGACAACCAGGAUGACUGUGGAGAUGGCUCUGAUGAGGAGGGCUGCGCCCCUCUGGGCUGUGGAGAGGGGCAGUUCUCCUGCAGUGAAGGCCGAUGUCUGCCCUCGUCAUCACUCUGCGAUGGACAGGUUGACUGUGGAGACGGGGCAGAUGAGCACGGCUGCCCAUGCCCCAAGGGGUUCCUACCCUGUGCUGAUGGGCAAUGCCUGCCCCUGGCCCAGCUCUGUGACGGGCAUCCUGACUGUUCAGAUGGUGCUGAUGAACAGUCCUGUCUGGGAUGGGAAAACUGCGGCCCUGGAGAGGUGCCCUGCUUGGAUGGAACCUGUGUUGGAGCUUCUCAGCUGUGUGAUGGAGCCUGGGACUGUGCAGAUGGGGCAGAUGAGGGACCCAGACACUGCCCCUCUCCCCCUCUACCUAUUCCCCCUGCCAGCACUCCAACUGGCUCCUCCAUGGGCCACCUGGAGACUGGACCAACUUCUCCCAUCAAAAGCAGUAGCCCUGAGCUGCCCUGUGGUCAAUAUGAGUUCAGCUGUGGCAGUGGCGAGUGUGUACCUUGGGGUUGGCACUGUGACCAUGAGGAGGACUGCCAGGAUGGCACCGAUGAGCUGGACUGUGGGCAGCCCUGCCCCUCACAUCACAUGCUCUGUGCCCUCGGCCUCCACUGCAUACCCUACCUGCAGCUCUGUGACGGGAUAGCCCAGUGCCCAGAUGGCUCUGAUGAAAGCGUGGAUGCCUGUGAGAGGCUGCCAUUCCCCACAACUCCUAACAAGACGGGCGUUCCUUGCCCUGAAUAUUCCUGCCCAGAUGGCCACUGUAUCAGCUUUCAGCAGGUGUGCGAUGGGCAGCCUGACUGUGAGGUGAGGGAUGAGCAGAGGCUGUCCCCUGAGGAGCAGGGCUGUGCCGCAUGGGGACCCUGGGCUCCAUGGGGGCUAUGCAGUCAGACCUGUGGGGCUGGGGUGCAGCGUCGGAGUCGCCGCUGCUCUCCCCCUAGUCUCCCUGUGCUUCAUCGCUGUCUGGGCCCAGAACACCAAGACCGUGCUUGCUUCACUAUUGCCUGCCCUGAGGAUGGUGUGUGGGGUGACUGGUCCCCCUGGUCUGAAUGCUUGGAGCCAUGCAGCGGGGUUGUGGCGAGACACCGGCUCUGCCACCCACCCCGAAAUGGUGGCCGGACCUGUGCCACCUUGCCUGGAGGGCCCCACAGCACCCUCCAGACUAAGACGUGCUCACAGGAUGGCUGUCCCAAUGUCACCUCGUGCCCAGGAGAGCUGGUCCUCAAAGCCUGUGUCCCCUGCCCUCUCACCUGUGCUGACAUCUCCAGCCAGGCCAAGUGCCCCUCUGAGCAGCCCUGCAGCCCAGGCUGUUGGUGCCCCGAAGGACGGGUCCUGGGCAUCGAGGGACAGUGUGUGUGGCCCCGGCAGUGCCCUUGCCUGGUGGAAGGUGCUCGCUAUUGGCCAGGGCAGCGGGUCAAGGUCAAUUGCCGGCUCUGUACGUGUCAGGAUGGCCGGCUACGUCGAUGCCGGCUUAAUCCCGAUUGUGCCGUGAACUGUGGCUGGUCAUCUUGGUCCCCCUGGGCGGAGUGUCUGGGCCCCUGCGGCAGCCAGAGUAUCCAGUGGUCCUUCCGAAGCCCCAACAACCCUGGCCACAUAGGUCGUGGUCAGCAGUGCCGAGGCAUCCACCGAAAGGCCCGAAGGUGUCAAACAGAGCCCUGUGAGGAGUGUGAGCACCAGGGGAGCACACGUAGAGUGGGGGAGCGCUGGCGUUGGGGCGCAUGCCAGGUGUGCCAGUGUCUGCUCAAUCGCACAGUGCAGUGUUCUCCUUACUGUUCUCUGGGAGCCUGCCCACAGGGUUGGAUGCUAGUGGAGGGAAAGGGAGAAUCAUGUUGCCACUGUAUUCUUACUGACCCCUGCUACUCCCCACUGGGCUUGUCAAGACUCCCUACCAGCAGUCUGAGGGCAUCAUCCGAACAUCCCGAACAUCCUGCCUGGGCUGGUCGUGUGGGGUCCUUGGUGUUGGGGCCCGAGCCUCAGGGCUGGAGUCCCAGUGAAGACGCCUAUGCUGAGCUACACAUCCAGCCUCCUUUCCUUCAGAUUGACCUGCUAAGGCCCCGAAACCUCACUGGCAUCAUAGUCCAGGGUGCUGGCUCCUCUGAUGCCUAUGUUACCAGUUUUUCACUCCAGUUCAGUGUUGAUGGGCAUCACUGGCAUGACUACUAUGAGACUCUGCCAGGCAUUCUGUCUCCACCCAAGCUGUUCCCAGGAAACUGGGAUGACUCUGCACCUGCAGUGAGGACAUUUAGUCGGGUAGUGCAAGCACAGCAUGUCCGAGUAUUACCCCAUGACUUUCAGCACAGCAUCUUCAUGAGGGUGGAGCUGCUGGGCUGUGAUCCAGCCACACAGCCCACCUUGCCAGCCAUGGUGGCUGUCUGUUCCCCAACGCAGUUGAGCUGCCGCAGUGGUGAAUGUCUCUCUGCUGACCGUCGCUGUGACCUGCACCCUGACUGCCAGGAUGGCUCUGAUGAGGAUGGCUGUGUGGACUGUGUGUUGGCAUCCUGGUCUGGCUGGAGCAGCUGCAGUAGAAGCUGUGGUUUGGGGGUGACCUUCCAGCGGAGGGCCCUGCUUCGAGCUCCCUUGCUUGGUGGUGGCUGCUCUCAAGAAGAUUUCCAAAGUCGCUCCUGUUUCUUGCAGGCCUGCCCAGUGCCUGGUGCUUGGACUUCAUGGGGUCCCUGGGGCCCCUGCAGCGCAUCCUGUGGGGGAGGCCAACAGGAACGUUGGCGUAGCUGCACGGAUCCCCCACCCAAGAAUGGGGGUGCUCCUUGCCCCGGGACACCACAGGAGAGCCUCCCCUGUGGCCUGCAGCCCUGCAGCGGGGGUACAGAUUGUGGCCCAGAUCUUGUGUAUGUGAGUGCUGAGCAGUGCCAGCAGGGCCUGGUGCCCCGGUGCCCACCCUCCUGCCAGGAUCCUGAAGCCCAGAGGAACUGUAGCACACACUGCAUGGAGGGUUGCCGAUGUCCCCCUGGACUCCUUCUCUCUGAAGCUCAGUGCCUGACGCUCUCCCAGUGCCCCUGUCCAGUGGGCAGAGAGAUUAAGUUGCCCAAAGAAUCCUUCCUGCUGGACAACUGCAGCCAGUGUGUCUGUGAAGAUGGAGCUCUUCACUGUGAGGCUGGGGACUGUCCUGUGCCCUGUGGCUGGUCAGCAUGGUCCUCUUGGGGCCCCUGUGACCACUCCUGCGGCCCUGGAACUCGGGCCAGAUUCAGAUCUCCUUCCAACCCGGCAGCAGCUUCUGGAGGUGCCCCUUGUGAGGGAAAUGUGCAGGAGGUUCAGGCCUGUCACACAGACUGUGGUGCUGAGCUGCUAGGCUGGACUCCCUGGACACCUUGGUCCUCUUGUUCCCAAAGUUGCUCUGCCCCAGGAGGACCUCCUGUCUGGCGUUACCGCUCUCGUCUCUGCCCCACGCCCGAGGGGGUGGUCUGCCCUGGGGAGCCCUCUCAAGAAGAGCUCUGCAGCCUCCCUCCAUGUCCAGUGUCUAGUGUCUGGACCCCUUGGGCCCCAUGGUCCUCCUGCUCAGCUGACUGUGAUGGAGGCAUUCAGACCCGUGGGCGCAGGUGCUCUGGUGCACUUUCUGGGAGUUCUGAGUGCCAGGGGCCCCAUAGCCAGACCCGAGACUGUCACACCCAGCCCUGUUCAGCCCAUUGUCCUGAAGGCAUGGUGUUCCACUCCAAGGAGCAAUGUCAGCAGGAGGGAGGGCCAUGCCCACGCCUGUGCUUGGCACAAGACCCAGGUGUGGAAUGCGAGGGAACCUGUGAUCCUGGCUGCACCUGCCCUCCCGGCCUCUUCCUGCACAACGCCAGCUGCAUGCCCCUUAGUCAGUGCCCCUGCCAGCUUCAAGGGCAGCUCUAUCCACCUGGGGCUGUGGUCAGCCUCGACUCCUGCAACAAUUGCACAUGCAUUUCUGGAGAGAUGGAGUGCAGCGCAGAGUCUUGCCCAGUGGCCUGUGGAUGGAGCCCCUGGACCCCCUGGAGCCCUUGUAGCCGAAGCUGUAACGUGGGCCUACGACGGCGUUUCCGGGCAGGCACAGCACCGCCUGCGGCCUUUGGAGGGGCCGAGUGCGAGGGUCCCAGUGUAGAAGCUGAAUUCUGCAGCCUGCAGCCAUGUCGGGGCCCCGGGGUGGAGUGGGGUCCGUGGUCUCCUUGCUCGGUACCCUGUGGCGGAGGUUACAGGAAUCGAACCAGAGGCAAGGCCCCGCAGAGCCCCAUCGACUUCUCUACCUGCGGCCUGCAGCCUUGUGCGGGGCCGGCGCCUGGAGUGUGUCCGGAGGGAAAGCGGUGGUACAACUGCAGUGAGGGCCCAGCCUCCUGUGCAGAGCUCGGUGCCCAGGAAGGUGCCAACGUGACCUGCCACCCUGGCUGCUAUUGUCCCCCGGGGACCCUCUUGCUGAACAACCUGUGUGUGCCUCGCCAGGACUGCCCUUGUGCCUAUGGUGGGCGUCUUCACCCCGCUGGCAGCGUCGUCCUCCGGCAGUGCGAGAAUUGCUCCUGCGUCUCUGGGCUCAUCACCAACUGCACCUCCCGGCCUUGUGAAGAGGCUCAAGCCGCCUGGUCAGGGUGGACCCCGUGGAGCGAGUGCUCAGCUUCUUGUGGGCCUGCCCGGCGCCACCGGCGUCGUUUCUGCCCCGGCUCUCCCCACCUGGGACCUUCCAGCAUCACGCCGCUUCUCUCAGCAACAUCCCCCUCCUCUCUUUGCCGUGGGCCAGAGGCCGAAGAGGAGCCCUGUGGCCUGCCCCUCUGUGACCGUUCAGGAGGCUGGGGCCCCUGGGGCCCAUGGUCAGCCUGCAGUCGGACCUGUGGGGGAGGCCUUCGGAGCCGGACCCGGCUCUGUGACCGACCUGUGCCUCAGGGCCUGGGUGACUACUGUGAAGGGCCUCAUGCUCAGGGGGAAGCCUGCCAGGCACAGCCAUGCCCAGUGUCCAACUGCAGCACUAUCCCUGGGGCUGAAUUCAGUCCCUGUGGCCCUCCCUGCCCCAGGUCCUGUGAUGACCUUGCGCACUGUGUGUGGCGCUGCCAGCCAGGCUGUUACUGCCCUCGGGGCCAGGUGCUGAGCACAGAUGGAACGGCAUGUGUGGAUCCAAGCUAUUGUGACUGCUUCGACCUGCUGACAGGAAAGAGGCAUCAACUGGGCUCCAUAUUGGCACGACCCGACGGCUGCAAUCACUGCACCUGCAUGGAAGGGAAGCUGAAUUGUACUAACCUGCCUUGCCCGGUACCUGGAGGCUGGUGCACUUGGUCUGAAUGGACGCCAUGCACCCUGCCAUGUCAGGGGGAGAAUCGUGCCCGAUCCCGGGCCUGCGCCUGCCCCUCCCCUCAGAGUGGAGGGGCUCCAUGCCCAGGGGAGGUUGGUGAAGCAGGAGCACAACUUCAGCAGGAGCCCUGCCCCAGCCCCACCACUUGUCCAGUGGAUGGUGGCUGGAGCCCCUGGGGACCGUGGUCUUCUUGUGACACUUGCACCGGGGAAUCGUCUCGGAGAAGGGAGUGUACCCAUCCAUCCGCAGAGAGAGGGGGCCGGCCUUGUCCUGGGGCGUACCGGGAGAGCCAGCCCUGCCAAGACAACUCUACCCACUGCACAGACUGUGGGGGUGGUCAGCACCUUCUCCCUUGUGGGAAGCCCUGCCCCCGAUCCUGCCAGGACCUGUCCCCAGGGAACGUGUGCCAUUCUGGCCCAUCCGAUUGCCAGCCUUCUUGCGGAUGUCCACUUGGCCAACUCUCCCAAGAUGGGCUCUGUGUGCCUCAUGCCCUCUGCCGCUGCCAGUACCAGCCCAAAGCCAUGGGGAUCUCGGAGAACAGAAACCGUUCAGCAGAGCCCCAGGUCAGCUCUUGGGAGAGUCUGGAGCCUGGAGAGACUCUGAUGGGUCCCUGUGAUAACUGUACCUGUGUGGAGGGCAUACUGCAGUGCCAGGAGGUGCCCGGCUGUCCGGGGCCUGGGGGAUGGGCCCCGUGGGGCCCCUGGGAAACUUGUAGCGUGUCCUGUGGAGGGGGAGAGCAGCUACGCUCCCGUGACUGUGCCCGACCCCCGUGCCUGGGCCCUGCCCGCCAGAGCCGGACUUGCCAUACCCAGGUGUGCAGAGGCUGCCCGGCUGGAAGGCUAUUCCGGGAGUGCGAGGCGGACGAAGGCUGCCCCUUCUCUUGUGCCCACGUCGGCGGGCUGGUGGACUGCUUUUCCGAUGGCUGCGAGGAAGGUUGCCGCUGCCCGCCCGGAACGUUUCAGCACGGCCCCGCCUGCUUACGGGAAUGCCCAUGUGUCCUGACUGUAUCCCUGCUGCAGGACUUGGAAGCUCAUAGCCCACAACCUAGGGCACUUCAGCCCUCCUUGGGGGAGACAGGACGGCUCCUGGGUCCUGGAGCUGAGCUGGAUCCUGGCCAGACCCUCAGAAUGGGUUGUAGCAACUGUUCCUGUGUCCAUGGGCAGUUCACCUGCUCCCUCAUGCACUGCCCUGUGACUGGGGGCUUUACUCCCUGGAGUCAGUGGGGGCCCUGCUCCCGCUCCUGUGGGGGAAUGGGCACCCGCACCCGCACUCGGAAGUGUGCCCACCCCAAACCUGCCCAUGGUGGCCAGGACUGCCAAGGAUCCCGCCAGGACCUCGAAUACUGUCUCAGCCCAGACUGUCGUGAAGCUGAAGGGUCCACAGAGGUGCCAGGGACAGCCUUCCCAGGUGGCUGGGGCACAUGGUCGCCCUGGUCCCCCUGCUCCCGAAGCUGCACAGAUCCAGCCCACCCAGCCCUUCGUGGCCGGAGCCGCCACUGCCUGGCCAACUGCACCAGUGGGGAAUCCACCCAGGAGCGACCUUGCAACUUGCCCCUUUGUACAGCCAUGCCCUGGUGCCCGGGCUCAGGCUGCACCGGUGGCAACUGCUCCUGGACGGAAUGGGCUCCUUGGGGCCCCUGCUCCCGGAGCUGUGGUGUGGGCCAGCAGCGCCGCCUGCGGGCGUACUACCCCCCUGGGCCGGGAGGGCAUUGGUGCCCCGACAUCCUGACCGCCUACCAGGAGCACCGCUUCUGUAACCUGCGGGCGUGCCCAGUGGCUGGAGGCUGGACCCACUGGAGCCCCUGGUCCUGGUGUGACCGGAGCUGCGGAGGAGGGCGCUCGCUGAGGAGCCGGAGCUGUACUCGCCCCCCACCCAAGAACGGGGGUGCCCCCUGCUCUGGGGAGCAACAUCGGGUCCGGCUCUGUAACCCUGAACCUUGCGAGAAAGGCUGCCCUCCAGGCAUGAAGGCCACAGACUGUGCCAACCGUUGUCCACGCCACUGUUCAGACCUCCAGGAAGGUAUUGUGUGCCAGGAUGGCCUGGUUUGCGAGCAAGGCUGCCGCUGCUUGGAGGGGUUCCUGGAGCAAGAUGGAGCAUGUGUGCCAGUUGGGCACUGUGAGUGCACGGACGCUCAUGGGUACAGCUGGGCACCAGGGAGCCAGCAUCAGGAUGACUGCAAUAACUGCACAUGCCAGGCAGGGCAGCUGUCCUGCAGUACCCAGUUCUGCCCACCACCUGCCUAUUGUGCCUGGAGCCGCUGGUCAGCUUGGUCAGCUUGUAGUCGUUCCUGCGGGCAAGGAGGGCAGCAGAGCCGUUUCCGGUCAUCCACAUCUGGUUCAUGGGCCCCCGAGUGCCGGGAGGAGCAGUCGCAGAGUAAGCCCUGCCCACAGCCUCCGUGCCCACCUCUGUGCCCACAUGGCAGCCACCUCAAGGCUCUCGGGGACAGUUGGCUACAAGGAGAGUGUCAGCAGUGCUCCUGCACCCCAGAGGGCAUUAUUUGCCAGGACAUCGAAUGUGCAGUGCCUGGGGCGUGGACACCGUGGUCCCCUUGGUCAGAUUGUCCGGUCUCCUGUGGGGGUGCAGACCAGGUUCGAACCAGAGCCUGCACUGACCCACCCCCACAGCAUGGGGGGCUGCCUUGCACAGGCCCAGAUACCCAAGCUCAGCCUUGUGGGCAGCAGCGUUGCCCAGAGCUGCCUGUGCCUUGCUCCUGGGAGCCAUGGGGACCUUGCUCCCGAAGCUGUGGCCCUGGCCUUGCUACCCGGUCUGGGUCCUGUUCCUGCCUUCCCAACGGACGUGGCCCCUCCUGCAAUGGGACCACAGCCCACCUGGACACCCGUGCCUGCUAUUCUGGACCUUGCCAGGAGGAGAGCUGUGAGCCACCUUUUGAGUUCCAGACAUGUGGCUCCCCUUGUGCCGGGCUCUGUGCCACCCAUCAGCAUCCUGGUCUUUGCCAAGACCUAGCUCCCUGCCAGCCUGGCUGCUACUGUCCCAAGGGACUGCUUGAGCAGGCAGGGGGCUGUGUCCCUCCUGAGCAGUGUAACUGUCUCUUGGGCCCCAGCCGUGGAGUAGGGGAGCCCCGGGCUUUGGCUCCUGGAGAACACCUGCGCCUGGGCUGCAAGGAGUGUGUCUGCCAGGAUGGGGAAUUGCAGUGUUCCAGUCGUAACUGCCAAGGUCUUCUACCCCUGAGUGGGUGGUCAGAGUGGUCUCCCUGUGGGCCUUGUUUGCCGCUUUCUGUUCUGGCUCCCACCUCACUGAGUGCCCUGAGGGAGCAUGGACCUCAGGAGGGACCCUCUCCUAUGCCUGCUGAUUCUCCUCUGCUCGCCUCAGAGCAGCAUCGCUACCGGAUUUGCCUGGAUCCUGAGACGGGAAAGCCUUGGACGGGGGAUUCACAAUUCUGCACUGCCCCUCUGAGCCAGCAACGCUUCUGCCCUGACCCCGAAGCCUGCCAAGACUCUUGCCAGUGGGAGACCUGGGGCUCCUGGAGCCCAUGUCAAAUAUCUUGUAGUGGGGGGUUUCGGCUACGUUGGCGGAAAGCAAGGGGUCUUGCUGGAGAAAGGUGCCAAGGACCCUGGGCUCAGACAGAAAGCUGCAACACUGCUCCCUGCCCAGGGGAAAGCUGUGAGGCCCGAGGUACAGUGCCAACGGCUGAUUGUGCCAACCAGUGUCCCCGAAGUUGUGUUGACCUUUGGAACAGAGUACAGUGUCUGCAAGGUCCCUGCAGCCCAGGCUGUCGUUGUCCCCGUGGCCAACUGUUUCAGGAUGGCCACUGUGUACCUAUCACUUCUUGCCGUUGUGGCCUCCCCAGCUCCAAUGCCACUUGGGAGCUGGACCUAGAUGGGGAGCUACAGUUGGACUGCCAUAACUGUACCUGUGCCAAUGGGUCCUUGGUAUGCACACCCUAUGAGUGCCUGGCCUUUGGGCCCUGGUCAGCCUGGAGUGACUGCUCGGCGUCUUGUGGCAGAGGUACCAGAGAGAGGCACCAGAGCUGCCUCCAGGAUAGUCUCCAGGGGUUCUCAUGCCAAGUCCAGGACAUGAAGCAGACAGAAGAAUGCAAUUCCGAGUCCUGCUCACAGUGCCCUCCUGGCCAAAGAGCCACCCCUUGUGCCACAUCAUGCCCAAGCCGAUGCUCGGACCUACAGCCUGGCACCCUCUGUGUGCAGUUACCUUGCCAACCUGGCUGCGGCUGUCCUGAUGGGCAAUUGAUGCAGAGAGGCAGAUGUGUCCCCCGGGCUGAGUGCCCCUGCACCCAGCUUUCGCUGCCCUGGGCCCUCUUCUUGACCCCAGAGGAGCAGGCACAAGAGCUGCCUUCUGGGACUCUACUUGUCCGGAACUGUACCCGCUGCAUCUGCCGUGAAGGAUCCUUUAACUGUUCCAGCAGUGACUGUCAGGAGUGCCCACCUGGAGAGAGAUGGCACCAGGUGGUACCAGGGGAACCAGUUCCAUGUGAGAAGACAUGCCAGGAGGUGUAUGCUGAGGAGCCACUUCAGAGCAACUGCAGUAAGGGGCAGACUGAAGGCUGCGUAUGCCAGAGUGGUCAUUACCGCAGUCAGGCAGGCACCUGUGUUACUGCUGCCCACUGCGAGUGCUGGCACCAUGGACAUUUCUACUUGCCAGGGACUGAGUGGCAGGAAGACUGUGAAUGGUGCAGAUGCAUUGAUGGGAGGAGCUUUUGCACCCAGAAUUGUCCUCCCAUCAUCUGUGCUCAGGGAGAAAUAAAAGUAUGGAAGCCAGAGAGUUGCUGUCCUGAAUGUCAGUUGGAGUCAUUAGGUACAGAAGAGGAACCAUCAGUCUCCUGCAAACUUCUCAAGGAGCUUCGAAAUAUCACCAAGGGCUCCUGCCACCUAUACCAGGUGGAAGUGAGCUACUGUAGUGGGUACUGUCCUUCCAGCACUAACGUCAUUCCUGAGGAGCCCUACCUGCAGAGUGUAUGUGACUGCUGUAGCUACCUCCUAGACCCUGUGAAUCCAGUCCAAAUCCUGAGCCUGCAUUGCCCUGGGGGAGACACAGAGCCUGUUGUACUUCCUGUCAUACACAGCUGCCAAUGCAGUGCCUGCCAGGGAGGGGAUUUAUCAAAGCGAUGAAGGGACUGGACUGGUUGGCACCAUACAAAGUUCAACAAUAUGACUUGCAACAAUCCUCAUUUCAAGACAUACGUUUUAAACAAAGUUUAGCUGAAGAGAUAUACUUUGUUUGACCAUGUUUCUGGAAUUUGGGAUUUGGAAAAAUAUUGUCUACCCCUCUUUGCUCAUGAAGCCAAUAGGCCUGCAUGUAUGUUUUUAUAUGAUCCACGAAGGACUUGGGAGCUACAGAACAGGGGUAGCUCAUCUUCUAAUAAAGCAAA
Messenger RNA from Gracilinanus agilis (Agile Gracile Mouse Opossum), 14861 nucleotides. Its product is annotated as SCO-spondin-like. Gene Ontology annotation, molecular function: protein binding. Bases 1 to 14601 code for a protein of 4866 amino acids. Gene Ontology annotation, cellular component: extracellular matrix. The record is from RefSeq and is a predicted model, not a curated record. Lineage: Eukaryota; Metazoa; Chordata; Mammalia; Didelphimorphia; Didelphidae. The transcript has 96 exons.